AUGGCUGCAGUCGGGGCCGUAAACUCCAAAGCUGAGGUGGCGCUGGCCCAAGCAGCUUUGUCAGUAAAUAUAUGCGCCGCCCGAGGGCUGCAGGAUGUGCUGAGGACCAACCUGGGGCCCAAAGGCACCAUGAAAAUGCUUGUUUCUGGAGCAGGUGACAUAAAGCUCACCAAAGAUGGCAAUGUGCUGCUCCAUGAGAUGCAAAUACAACACCCAACAGCUUCCUUGAUAGCUAAAGUAGCAACAGCCCAUGAUGACAUUACGGGAGAUGGUACUACUUCAAAUGUUCUAAUUAUCGGAGAGUUACUAAAACAAGCUGACCUUUACAUUUCUGAGGGCCUGCACCCUCGAAUAAUAACUGAAGGUUUUGAAGCAGCAAAGACAAAAGCACUUGAAGUUUUGGAGGAAGUUAAAGUUAAAAAGGAGAUGAAAAGAGAAAUCCUCUUAGAUGUGGCUAGAACAUCUUUACGGACUAAAGUCCUUGAAGAGCUGGCUGAUGUGUUAACAGAGGCUGUGGUGGAUUCUGUCUUGGCUGUUAGAAGACCAGGUUACCCAAUUGAUCUCUUCAUGGUAGAGAUCAUGGAGAUGAAGCAUAAGUCAGAAACAGAUACAACGUUGAUCAGAGGACUGGUUUUGGAUCAUGGGGCUCGCCAUCCAGAUAUGAAGAAGCGAGUAGAAGAUGCAUUUAUCCUAAUUUGCAAUGUAUCAUUAGAAUAUGAAAAAACAGAGGUGAGCUCUGGUUUCUUUUAUAAGACUGCGGAAGAGAAAGAGAAAUUAGUGCAAGCUGAAAGAAAAUUUAUUGAAGAUAGAGUGAAUAAAAUAAUACAUCUGAAAAAGAAAGUCUGUGAGCGUUCUGACAAAGGAUUCAUUGUCAUUAAUCAAAAGGGAAUUGAUCCUCUUUCCUUAGAUGCUCUUGCAAAACAUGAUAUAGUAGCUCUCCGUAGAGCAAAAAGAAGAAACAUGGAAAGUUUGACAUGCCUUGUGAAUCAUUUUUCCCCUCUGAUAGGCUGUGUGGUUCCAGGGGCCGGGGCAGUUGAAGUGGCAAUAGCUGAAAGCCUAGCUGCACACAAGCACAGAGUCAAAGGGAGAGCUCGUCUUGGAGUCCAGGCUUUUGCUGAGGCCCUACUCAUCAUUCCUAAGGCUCUUGCUCAGAAUGCUGGUUACGACGAGCAGGAAACACUAUUAAAAGUUCAGGCUGAGCAUUCAGAAUCAAAACAACUUGUUGGCAUAGAUUUGAAUACAGGUAAACCAAUGGUAGCAGCAGAUGCAGGAAUUUGGGAUAAUUACUGUGUGAAAAAACAACUUCUUCACUCUUGCACAGUGAUCGCCACCAACAUUCUCCUGGUUGAUGAAAUUAUACGAGCUGGAAUGUCUUCUCUCAAAGGGUGA
Messenger RNA from Elephantulus edwardii (Cape elephant shrew), 1389 nucleotides. It is a transcript of the gene CCT6B, whose product is annotated as chaperonin containing TCP1, subunit 6B (zeta 2). Lineage: Eukaryota; Metazoa; Chordata; Mammalia; Macroscelidea; Macroscelididae. The coding region runs from base 1 to 1389 and encodes 462 amino acids. Gene Ontology annotation, molecular function: ATP-dependent protein folding chaperone; ATP binding; ATP hydrolysis activity. The transcript has 12 exons. Gene Ontology annotation, cellular component: chaperonin-containing T-complex. The record is from RefSeq and is a predicted model, not a curated record. Gene Ontology annotation, biological process: protein folding.